AUGUCUCCACAGCCGCCAUCCAUCAACCCUUUAACGUGGCAGCCGUCACCACAGCCUCUAUCAGACAUGGAGGGCAUGCUGGAUGCAAAUGAGCCAACCGGGUUCAUGCAAGAAGACCCUUAUCUUGAUACAAAUACUGACUACGAAUUCCAACCAUUUCUCUCCGACAUUGGUGAUCCGGAAUGGUCGCAGUGGACAAAUUAUGAGUCACACCUCGUAUCAGCCGCCGAUACACAACCCGGGCAUCUAGAGCAUGAAGAACUAGAGACUUCAGAAAUUGUAUACGAUUCUGCUCCAGCUUUUGCAGAAGAAAAAGUUGACCCAUCCUUGUCGCAACCAAGCCUUACCAAUGUCUCACAGUGGCCUGAUGGGGCAUAUCGUCCUCCUGUGUCAUGCGACCAUUGUCGUAGGCAUCGACUGCAAUGCCUGAUACUUCGCACCACGCCUGCCAAUCCAAAUCCCAGAAAUGCCUGCUCAAGCUGCGUAGCCCUUUUUAGAGAAUGCAGCUUAGCAAAGGGAGAGAAACGCCUCCCGUCGGGCUUUGAAACUUUCUCUCCGGUGUUGGGUCAUCUCCACGGUGUGCCAGAAGAUGGAAACCCGUUGCCCCGUACCACUCUAGACAAUGGUGAUGAACGAAAAGAACCCAAACAGUUUCUCAGAAAAGGAGCUAGAGUUCUCCGUGAGUGGUUCUAUCAAAAUCAAGAAUAUCCUUAUCCAACAGAUGCACAAAAGAAUCAGAUGGCCCAUGAGACUGGUUUUUCCCAAAAGCGCAUAUCAACCUGGUUUGCAAACGCCCGCCGCCGCCAGAAACAAAAGAUCCAGUCUGCGGGACUUUCUUCGACAUCCCGUACCCGCUCGGGCUCCCCCAUGGUCAGCAGUACGCUGUCUUCCCUAACUCCUAUGGAGCGAUGGCAGGCUUCCCCGCCAGAAGAUGAACAUGUUCCAGAAGCGGCAAUUCAAAAUGCCAUUGCCUCCGGCUCGAUAGAGUCGGACGACAGCAUUAACCCGUUCCAGCUCGAUGGGUCUGCAAUGGAUUUCUUCAAUUUCGACGAGAGCUCGUCACAUUUGGCCAUGGAGCUAUCAUUCCACAGUAGACACGGGCUGCCAUUCCCACUACUCCCCAAACGAAUCAAACCCAAACGCAUUCGAGGACGGCAACGAGCAGUCGUAGACUAUCAUUACCAGUGCACGUUCUGUACGCAGUCUUUCAAGAAGAAACACGACUGGGCCCGACACGAGAAAAGUGUCCAUCUCACUCUUGACUCCUGGGUCUGCACGCCAAAUCUUAACGAUGUCCAACAAGCAUUCGAACUCCAGUUUUUUGAAUGCCCUUUCUGCGACGUCCUCUUCCCAACUGCCGCCCAUUGGGAAGAGCAUGAAUUCCAAGUUUGUGCCGAUAAGCCUGCUCAAGAGCGAACAUUCAGUCGAAAGGAUUAUCUAUGGCAGCAUCUGCGCAAGUUCCACAGUUGCACGAAAGUCCCCGUGGCUGACCUCGGAGCCUGGCGCGGAACGGGCGUGAACGUCGAAAGCCGAUGUGGAUUCUGUGGAUGUUCACUGUCUACCUGGCCAGCUCGGGCAGAGCAUCUGGCCGGUCAUUUCAAGAAAGGGUCUCGUAUGGAUCAAUGGGAAGGUGAUUGGGGUCUGGAUGCAUCUGCGUUGAGUGUUUUACGCAAUGCGGUCCCACCAUCUCAGCGAGCUAUCGCAAACAUGUCUAUUUAG
Penicillium mononematosum is the source of this 1719-nucleotide messenger RNA. Its product is annotated as homeobox domain-containing protein. The record is from RefSeq and is a predicted model, not a curated record. Gene Ontology annotation, biological process: regulation of DNA-templated transcription. Gene Ontology annotation, molecular function: zinc ion binding; DNA-binding transcription factor activity, RNA polymerase II-specific; DNA binding. Bases 1 to 1719 code for a protein of 572 amino acids. NCBI's taxonomy places the organism in Eukaryota, Fungi, Ascomycota, Eurotiomycetes, Eurotiales, Aspergillaceae. The transcript has 2 exons.